Molecule: messenger RNA, 1964 nt
Organism: Camelina sativa (false flax)
Lineage: Eukaryota; Viridiplantae; Streptophyta; Magnoliopsida; Brassicales; Brassicaceae
Cellular component (GO): membrane
Source: RefSeq, a predicted model, not a curated record
ACUAUUAAGAAGUGUUUAAAAAGAGAACAAAAGGCAAAAGAUCAAAACUCAAACGAAACACCAAAACCUGAAAUCAUUAAUUUUUGUUUUUUUCUCUCUCAAAUCUUCUUUGGGUUUCUCAUUUGUAAGUAAAACCUUUUACAAGAAACAUUCUUCACAUCUUCAGAUCCGAUCUUGAGCUUCUGCACCAGAAAGAAACAGGUUCUUUGUUCUGAAGGAAGACAGCUACACGCUUCUGGAGUGUCUUUCCUUGUGUUUAGUCCGGUCUUAUAAAUAACGGACAAUCUCUCAAAGGACCGGGAGAUUCGGGAUUGAUGGUAUUGAUCAGCCAAGCAUCUCUGAUUUUUCAAUGUCAUGAAGAAGAGAGAGUCUGCUAAGUUUAAAGACCUAUGGAGACCGGUACAAGUAUUGACAACAAUAGCUAUGAAGGAAUCAAGAACGGUUCAUGGUUUAUCCAGUUUCGUAAUGGCUGCAAUCCAUGGAUGGCUAGAUAUGUGUAUGGUCUGAUAUUCCUCUUGGCAAAUCUGUUGGCUUGGGCCUUGCGCGAUUAUGGCCGAGGUGCCUUGACCGAAAUGAGAAAAUUCAAGAAUUGUAAAGAUGGUGGAGAGUGUUUAGGGACUGAAGGAGUUUUACGAGUUAGCUUUGGAUGUUUUCUGUUCUAUUUCAUUAUGUUUCUUUCAACCGUUGGCACAUCGAAGCUGCAUUCAUCAAGAGAUAAAUGGCAUUCAGGAUGGUGGUUUGCUAAGCUUUUCAUGUGGCUUGGCUUAGUCAUUUUCCCUUUCUUGUUGCCUUCUUCUAUUAUUCAACUUUACGGAGAGAUUGCCCAUUUUGGUGCAGGGGUCUUUCUCCUAAUUCAGCUCAUUAGUAUCAUCAGUUUUAUUACAUGGCUUAAUGAAUGUUUCCAAGCCCAAAAAGAUGCAGAAAGAUGCCGUGUCCAUGUAAUGCUAUUAGCAACUACUGCGUACACAGUAUGCAUAUUAGGGGUGAUUUUGAUGUACAUAUGGUAUGUGCCUGACCCAUCAUGCCUUCUCAACAUAUUUUUCAUCACAUGGACUUUGUUCCUCAUCCAACUCAUGACAAGUAUCUCUCUCCACCCCAAAGUUAAUGCUGGAUUAUUGACUCCGGCGCUUAUGGGGCUUUAUGUUGUGUUCAUCUGCUGGUGCGCCAUUCGAAGUGAGCCAGUAGGAGAAAUUUGCAACAGAAAAGCGGAAGGUUCUAGCAAAACGGACUGGCUGACCAUCAUAAGCUUUGUUGUUGCACUGCUUGCGAUGGUAAUCGCGACAUUCUCCACGGGAGUAGAUUCCCAAUGUUUCCAGUUUAGAAAAGAAGAGAAUCAUGAGGAAGAUGCAAUUCCUUACGGAUACGGAUUCUUCCAUUUUGUGUUUGCUACUGGAGCGAUGUACUUUGCAAUGCUACUUGUUGGCUGGAACAUUCAUCAUUCCAUGAAAAAGUGGACAAUUGACGUGGGGUGGACAAGUACUUGGGUAAGGAUAGUAAACGAAUGGCUCGCGGUUGGCGUUUACAUUUGGAUGUUGGUGGCUCCAAUGGUACUGAAAAGCCGAGGAACUACAUGAGAGAUCACCAAAAAGAGCUUUUUGUCACCUCUCGUUUCAUCUCAGUAUUGUGGAUUUGGCUGAAAAGUAGAAUAGAAGAUUAAGAUUGGGGAACCUGUGUGAAAGCAUCAUAUAUUUUGCAUUGUAGAUUAUUUUAGGAUGAAAGAAAGGUUGAUAAAAAUAUACAAAUAUAGCUAUAGAUUUAGUAAUACUGUGAGUGUGUGACCCUAUAAUCAUGAACACGUGUACACAUACAUCUCUCUACAUUUAUACGUAACAUAGUUGUAAAACUAGCAAUUGGGUGCUAAAAAGCAACAAAACCCAAGUUUUAGUGUAAACUUGGAGCCAUAUCAAAGACUCCAAAGAAGAGGGUCUCUAACCUGAACAAUAAAGAGAAGAGACUCUUCACUA